AUGAUAAUUUUGAUCAAUAGAACGAGAAGAGCAUCAAGAACCCAAGCACUCUCAAUUCCAGUAACCCCCCUAAAAGCUAGACCACCUUGUUAAUCCAGGUGUCCAUCAAGAAUGGCACUAAGCCUGGGAGGACGGAGGAGCAAUAUCUUCGACCCUUGGUCACUAGACAUCUGGGAUCCAUUCGAAGGCUUCCCUCUCUUCACCGGACCUCAGACCAAUGUCCCGUCCACCCAGCGGGAAACAGCCGCGAUUGCUACCACACGGGUGGACUGGAGAGAAACCCCGGAGUCGCACAUAUUCACAGCAGACCUUCCUGGGCUGAAGAAAGAGGAGGUGAAAGUGGAGAUUGAAGAUGGCAGAGUGUUGCAGAUAAGCGGAGAAAGGAGCAGAGAGCAAGAGGACGUGAAUGAUAAGUGGCAUCGUUUGGAGAGAAGUACUGGCAAGUUUUUGAGGAGGUUCAGGUUGCCAGAGAAUGCAAAUAUGGAUCAAAUUAGGGCAAACAUGGAGAACGGUGUGCUUAAAGUGGUGGUGCCAAAGGAGGCGGCGGCAAAGAAACCAGACGUGAAGUCUAUCCAAAUCUCUGGCUAGAAGAGGAAUCUUUUACCCUUACUAUAACAAAGCUUUUGCAAAUAUGGGGUGAUAGGGGGCGAUCUGUAUUAUAUGGUACUGGUUUAAGCGUUGUUUUGUGAAAUAUGUCAUAGGUUGUAUACUGUGAUGUUAAUAACCUGAAUAAAUAGCUGCUUUCUUUCUGGUU
This is a messenger RNA of Manihot esculenta (cassava), 754 nucleotides long. RefSeq names its product 18.1 kDa class I heat shock protein. The record is from RefSeq and is a predicted model, not a curated record. Lineage: Eukaryota; Viridiplantae; Streptophyta; Magnoliopsida; Malpighiales; Euphorbiaceae. The coding region runs from base 112 to 588 and encodes 158 amino acids. Gene Ontology annotation, biological process: response to hydrogen peroxide; response to salt stress; protein complex oligomerization. The transcript has a single exon.